AUGGGAUAUAAAAUAUAUUCUAACUCUGACUUAGUUCAAACAGUAACAUGGGCAAACUAUGAAUGGUUCGCUUUGAGAAACUCAGUACAACCACAAGCUAGAGAACAAACAGACCAGUAUGCAAAUAUUGAGAAAAUAAGAAGACUUGACCCUAACGUUCCAGGAGUUUAUGUUAACAUUUCUGGACAAACUGCAGCAGCAGUAACCAAAGUAAAACUGAAACUUAGAGUUCCUUUGUCAUCUUUCCUCAUCUUCAGGUUUUUAAGAUACUUGCCAAACUGGGCAGGAAAAAUUUCUAUCGAACUUACUCCAAGCAAAAAUAACUUAGUCAUUGCACCAACACAAGACCCAUUCACUAUUACAGACGUAAAGGGAACAAAUCAAACAUCAUUCGCCGAAUUUUGCAAAGACAAAGUUGACUUAGACUUUGGUUUCUCAAACUUCAACAAUGAAGUAAACUAUUAUUUCAAUGCUGCUGGAACUGCUUGGGACCCAGUUAAGUUCACAUGCGAAAAGUUUGAAUGCAAGAGAAUAGAAAGCAGACUUGCAGUCUAUAUGUUGGACCCAGAUAUUUCAAAUGCUUUAGCUGCCAAAUAUAUUGCAGUUCCACUUAUGUUCCCUAUACACCAAAUAUCUGUCAAAGACUUUGCAGGUGAAGUUGGAAACCAAAGUGCUGACCCAGGUGCAAGAACAGAUAUUGCUUUAACAACUGCAAUGAAACAUGCAGAUACUAUGUUUGUACUGUUCAGACGAACUAUAAAUGACUAUUCUUGUUUCUACAACCCUGGUAUUAAAUAUCAUAUAAACAUAGAUGGCAAAUAUUAUCCAAGAGAAGAAUAUUCUACAGUUGAGGAUAUGAG
Molecule: messenger RNA, 860 nt
Organism: Trichomonas vaginalis G3
Lineage: Eukaryota; Parabasalia; Trichomonadida; Trichomonadidae
Product: protein of unknown function, DUF4106 family
Exons: 1
Source: RefSeq, a predicted model, not a curated record